AUGUCAGAUUCCGUGCCGUUGAUGGCCGAAGACGAUCAGCUCUUCCCCACUCGCUCGCCCCACCUUCCCCCGAAAUUGAUGUCACUUGUAGCGCCUCCAUUCUUUCUUCUCUUUCUUAUACCCCGCUCUAACGAUCCUUUCAAAGUCCACUCUUUUCCACUGAUGCAGCGCGUGUGGUCGACGUAUUUAGAGCAACACCAGCGGGAGAGGUCUGAAACGAACAGUCCGCAGUUGAUGCAGAUAGAUAAUGAAUCUCCCCGCUCGUCCAGACGCACCUCAGUCGCCAGCGCCGCCUACUCACAAGCUGGCUCCACUCGUCAUAUGCUCGCCGACAUGAACAAUUCCUCUUCCGACUACAGCGGCUUCCUCGAGCCACCCAGCGCCCCCUUUGCAGGCAACCGUGGCUCCAGAGAUAACCUCUCUGUCACCUCUGGGACUGGAAGCAACCUCUCCCUAAGCGUCAACUAUAUCCCGACGAAGUUUUCUGCAUCGAUCAUCUCGCCUGGGGCCAGGUUUCGAGGCGGCAAGGGCGAUGGGCCGAACCUACCGAAGAGAGGAGGAGGGCUGGAUGCAUUCAAAUCUAAUGAGGCGAGAAUGCCGCAGGGGAAGGGAAGGCUGAGGUGGAACAAGUUCAAGUGGGUGCUGCUCUUCACGAACAGCAUGCUGACUCUCUACUCCCUCGGCGCCCUCGUCAUCUGCCUCCUGACCUGGUUCGACGUCUGGACCCACGCCGACGUCAUCCGCACUGGCAACCGCCCUGAGCUCAUCCUCUCGACAUUCGCCUCCUGCCUCGGGAUCUUCACCUCCGUCAUCGGGUGGGCCGGGCUCCUACUCAACAACCGCGGCUUCCUCGCAUGGUACACCUUCCUGACGUGGAUCACGUUCGCGUUCCUCGUUGUUCCGGGGUACAUCACGUACAAGAAGCGAACGUUCAACCUUGAAGGCAAGAUCAACGCGCAGUGGUCGCGCGACCUCGGCUCGGAGGGACGGAUGAGGAUCCAGAACCAGCUCCAGUGCUGUGGGUACUUCUCGCCGUUCAUCGAGGCGACGGUCAGCCAGACAUGCUAUGCCCGAAGCAUCCUCCCAGGAUGCAAACUGCCGUAUUUGCAGUUCGAGAGGCGCAUUCUCGAUUUGUGGUACACUGCGGUGUUCUCGAUCGUUCCUGCUCAGAUACUGGUAAUGCUCGCCGGGCUGCUCUGCUCGAACCAUAUUACGCAUAGGUUCGGGAAGGGCAUGAUGCCUGAGGCAUACAGGCUGAACAUGAACACGAUGGCAGUGAUUAUGGACAACUACGCCAAUCAAUUGGCUGACCAGUAUGGCCAAGAUGUCGCUGCUGAGAUCCUCAAACGCUCAAGAUCGAACCUGCAGCAACUCGAGUCGAUGCCGACUGUGGGCUACACCUCUGCACGCGCUCAGAACCCUCCUCAACACAUGCCUUUGUCACCGUUCCAUGCGAAGUACGACUCGGUGCGGAACCCCCCUGACACUGCGAUCUAG
Cyclocybe aegerita is the source of this 1497-nucleotide messenger RNA. The record is from the annotation of a GenBank genome assembly. Lineage: Eukaryota; Fungi; Basidiomycota; Agaricomycetes; Agaricales; Hemipholiotaceae.